AUGCCAAGCUCAUCACAGGCACCCUCACGUUCUGCUGCCUCUAACAGUCACCCUAUCGUUCCAUUUGUAAUCCCCCAAGAACCUGCAAAAUCAUCUCCACCUCUUCUACAUGGUCAUUCUUUUCUUAUUCCCGAGUCUUCUCCGCCUUUUCAUUCUGCUACAACUUCUUGUCAGAACUCAUUUACUCGACCUGAUCUUGGCAGCUCAACUCUGGGUUUGUGCACUGCGUCUGUGAGGCCGGAUGAAGACGAGAUAGAAGCCGAUGGGGAGGAGGAAGGAGUAGGUGUUGGAGGUGAGAUGGGCGAGUUUGAAGAGGACGAGGAGUUCGAUGCCAGUUCCAGUCAGGAGGCAAGCACUUAUCACUUUUUUUGCUUGAGAAUUUGGUAUUUUUUUGAUGAUUCGUCUUUCUUUUUAUCAACUAAUUCUUGUCGACCGUUUAGAGACCAUUUUAGAGAUGUAUUGCUGUUAAAAACCUAG
Molecule: messenger RNA, 477 nt
Organism: Protopolystoma xenopodis
Lineage: Eukaryota; Metazoa; Platyhelminthes; Monogenea; Polystomatidea; Polystomatidae
Source: the annotation of a GenBank genome assembly